Octopus bimaculoides (California two-spot octopus) is the source of this 10185-nucleotide messenger RNA. Its product is annotated as serine/threonine-protein kinase Nek7. Gene Ontology annotation, molecular function: ATP binding; protein serine/threonine kinase activity. Gene Ontology annotation, biological process: peptidyl-serine phosphorylation. NCBI's taxonomy places the organism in Eukaryota, Metazoa, Mollusca, Cephalopoda, Octopoda, Octopodidae. The record is from RefSeq and is a predicted model, not a curated record.
AUGUUGGCUUUACCUAAUAUAAAACAACGCGUCUUAAUCGUUGGGCAGCCAUGAUUAACGAAUUGGACGGCGAACAGGACGAAGUUUGAAUAAAAGCCUUCUUUUGAAUUCAUUGUCGACAAAUUCCACUUUUCCUGUUGUCUUUAUUCGGGUAAAUCCCAUGUUGAUUUAAUUGUUAAUCCCAUUUAGUUUUAUUUCUCUUAUGAAUCAACAUAUUUAAUCAAGUUCUACUUCCAUACGACUGACUUGUGCACUUUUCUUGUACGAAAUUUCACUGACAAGAUCUUCUCAAUGGAGCCACUGUCUCUGAAUGUCACCAUUUCUCAAGAGAAUGGCCGAAGUAUGCUUGCCAAUUUUGAUGUUGAGAAGAAAAUUGGUAAGGGUCAGUUUUCAGAAGUGUACAGGGCCAGAUCAAGACCAAAUGGAAGUGUAGUUGCUUUGAAAAAAGUUCAGAUUUUUGAAAUGGUUGAUGCAAAAGCUCGUCAGGAUUGUAUAAAAGAAAUAGAUUUAUUAAAGCAACUCGAUCAUCCAAAUGUUAUAAAAUAUUUAGCAUCAUUUAUUGAGGAAAAUGAACUGAACAUUGUACUUGAACUUGCCGAUGCUGGAGACUUGUCCCGCAUGAUAAAGCAUUUCAAACAGCGUAGCCGGCUGAUUCCUGAGAAAACCAUCUGGAAGUACUUCAUUCAGAUUUGCAGUGCCCUGGAGCACAUGCAUUCUCGUAGGAUUAUGCACAGAGACAUAAAGCCUGCCAAUGUCUUCAUUACAGCACAAGGAAAAGUAAAAUUGGGUGAUUUAGGUCUUGGACGAUUUUUCAGUUCUAAGACUACUGCAGCCCAUUCUCUUGUUGGAACUCCCUAUUAUAUGUCUCCAGAAAGAAUACAUGAGAAUGGAUAUAAUUUCAAAUCAGAUAUUUGGUCCCUUGGGUGUUUGUUAUAUGAGAUGGCAGCCUUACAAUCUCCAUUCUAUGGUGACAAGAUGAAUUUGUAUUCUCUGUGUAAGAAAAUAGAACAGUGUGAUUAUCCACCUCUACCUUCAGAUAUCUAUUCCCAAGAGCUUCGUAGGCUUGUUGAGAUGUGUAUCAACCCUAACCCGGAACAGCGUCCUGAUAUAAACUAUGUAUACAAUAAAGCCAAAACAAUGCAUGCAUACAGCUGUGAAUCUCAACAACAGCAGCAACUACAGCAAUUGCAAGAACAACAGCACCAGCAAUUGCAAGAACAACAACAGCAGCAGCUGCAAUUACAGCAACAGGCUCAGCUACAGCUAUCACCUCACCAGUUUCUACAGCAGCAGCAACAACAACAACAAAUGCAGCAAUUAACACAACAGCACUUAAUGCAACCUCAACAACAGUAACUACAGCAGCAGUAAUCAAGCUCAACUAUCCAUUGUAGAAUAUCCAGCAGCUUGUUUGUUGAUGUUGUUGGAUGAUGGUCAUGAUUGUAGACCAUUCUCCCAGCAUGUGAUAUCUCCAAUAAUAAUAAUAACUGGAGAUCUCACUAACUAACAUUCCAUCUACCACUGAUGAGACAUCAUUUGGCUAUUUGACCUUCUUGAAUUACCAUCUUAUCUUUUGUUGCAUGUAUAUUUAGUUUAUGAAAACUUUUUUCCUCUUAUGUCUUUAUAAUGUCUCUAGUGCUUUUUUUACAUUCUGAGUUCAAAUCCCCUUCUGAGUCAGCUUUGUCUUUCAUCAUUCCAGGGUCAAUUAAGUACACCAGUUAAAUACUAGAGACAGUUUACCCCUUUACCAUUUAAUCAAAUGUAGUGCUUUUUUAUUCACAUUAGUUUGAAUUAAUCAUGUAUUAUCUUGUAACUUCAAGAUUUUGAUGAUGUUAUUUUUUUAAUUUUUAGAAUGACAUUUGCAAGGUAGGAGUGAGUGGCUGAUCUGGCCAGUUUGGACAUAAAACAGGCAGAAUAUUUGAGCCAGAUAUGGCCAGUUUAAAUGCUAAUGAGUUAAUCAACUGCACCAUACCCACCACCACUAUCCAAAUUUCUGGCCUAGAAAGUGAACUGGCAGAAUUGUUAGUCUUGUACAAAGUGCCUUAUGGUAUUUCUUCUGACUCAUAUUUUGAGUGCAAAUACCACCGAGGUCAAUUUUGUGGUUGACAAACUAAAGUACCAGUCGAGUAUUAGGAUCUAUAUAAUUGACUAACACCUUCACCACCUACAUUUCAGGCCUUUUAUCUCAACUCCUUUUACAUUCUAAGUUCAAAUCCCAUUUAGGUCAACUUUACCUUUCAUCCAUUUGCAGUUGGUUGAAAUAAUGUACCAGCCAAGUAUUGGGGUUGAUGUAAUCAACUAAUUCCCUUUCACAGGCCUUGUAUUAUUACCUUCUUCAUUAUUAUCAUUAUUAAGGCAGCAAGUUGACAGAAUCAUUUGUGCAUCAGACAAAAGGCUUUCUAGCAUUUCUUCUGGCUUUAUGACUUGAAUUCAAAUUCCACUGAGGUUGAUUUUGCAUUUCAUUGUUUCAGGGUCAAUAGAAUAAGCACCUGUCUAUAACUGGGGUUAAUGUAAUUGACUGCCCUCUAUCCACCAAAAUUUCAUGCUUUGUUUCUAUAUUAGAAAGGAUUAUUCUUAAGAUGACUAGCUGGCAGAAUCAUCAGACAAAAUGCUUAGUGGCAUUUCUUCCAGCUGUUUACCUUAUAAUUUCAAAUUCUACCAGCUUUGCCUUUCAUCCUUUGAGGAUUGAUAAAAUAAUGUACCUGUUGAGCACUGGGGUCUCUGUAAUCACCUAUCCUCUCUAUUCAAAACUGUUGGUCGUAUACCAAAAUUCGAAACCAUUCUUGUUAUAAAGGUGGUGGAGGGAAUGGCAAGUCAGUGGAUUGUGGUAUAAAAUGCCUUAUAAUAUCUACUUAUGUCCCUUUACAUUCAGGUUUCAAUUUUCACCUCAGUAAAAUUUAUUUUCCUUUCAUCCUAAGAAAAAAAGUAUUAGUCAUGCACUGAGGUAGAUCCUGUACUGUUCCUUCCUGCAAAAUGUGUGGCUUUUUGCCUAUUUUAGAAACUUUUUUUUUUUAGUAUCGGAUGGACAAAAGUAGUAGUUGUUGGUAUUUAGUUAUAUCUUGAAUUCAGAUUCUUCUAAGGUUAACUGAUCUUUCCUUGUCUUUAUAGUUGAUAAUUUAGAUACUUGUUAUGUACUGGGAUCACUUCAUUCAAUUAGUUUCUCUCUUUGCAGACUUGCUACUUUUUGACUGCAUCACCUCUCAAAAAAAAAAAAAAAAAAAAAAAAAAAUGGGGCUCCAUUCCAGUUGAUAAACUUUUUUACAUCAAUGCAUCUAAAACCUGCUAAACUAUGCCUUCUUUCACAUACCACAACUACACUCACCAACAAAACUACAGCCCCCACAUUUUCACUUUUCAACUGUAUCUUCUUUACAUUAUUUACAUUAUUUACAUUUGAUGGAUAUUCGUCCUCAUCUUGUUUGUUGUUAACACAACGUUUCGGCUGAUAUACCCUCAGCUGAUAUAUAAUGUAAAUAAUGUAAAUAAUUCCUCAUCUCUUAAAUAUAGAACUGUAUCUUCUUUCUCUUCUACUAUUCCACUGCUGUUACAAUAGCUUCUGUACCUCUGCAUUUAAUGAAUAUGUACUAUCUGCUUGACCCUUUAGCAUUCAAACCAGCGAUAUCUAGGGUCCAAAUAUUCUACUUGUUUUACUGUUCAAAUUAGCCAGAUCUGGCCUCCUUACCCUACAAUAUCAUUCUAAAAAUAAUCAAUCACAUCAUGGAAAUCUCAAAGCUACAAGAUAAAGCAUGAUUAAUUCAAAACAAUGUGAAUAAAUAAGCAUUACAUUUGACAGUAAUCUGAAUGCUGAAGGGUUAAAGCCAUUCAUCCUACUCACCUUCACUUCCCACACACUUCUCUGUUUCACCCUCCCUAAAUUCUUCUGCAUGCUCUCUCUUUUUCUAUCAUUUUUUUUUUCAUCUUUUUUUAGCAUUCGAGAAAUUUUCCAACUGAACAUUAACCAUAUUUGAGUGACUCCUAACAUCCUGUUGAAUAUGUCUACACCAAAAGCCCAGUAUUAAAAUGAUUUUAUUACAAAAGAGCAAUGAAUGAGAGAAGGGAUUAGUUGUUUCUCCACUUUCAUUAGAAAAUUCCAUGCUUCUUCAAAAUGAAUGUAAACAAGAUUAAUAUAAUUUGAGAUGCCAUGCAUUUCAGGUCUGGUUGGCUGAUGCAGUACUAUGUUGUACAAGGAGUUAAGAGUUAAUACUGCUAAUUAUUAACAUGCUAAAGUUUUUUCUUCCCUCUGACCCCGUAUCUUGCACUUAUAUUCUUUUCUCCCUCCUCCAGCAAGCCAGCCAUUAACAUUAUUAUUAAAUAUAUUUGAUUAACACUGCCAGUUAUUGAUAUUAAUACCACCUUCUUGGCUAUAGUUGAUCUCUCUUCACUCAGUGCUGAUGGUAUUGACUCUUUAUUUUAUCAACUAUUGUAGGAUGAAAGACAAAAUGUGCUUUAGCAGGAUUUGUAGUUUGACAUGAACUUUUAUUUUUCCUGAAAAAUAAUGUCUCCCAUAUUCAAUUCUGUAUGUCUCAUGUAAUUUAGUUCAAGUGCAAUGCAAAAAUUUAAGUGGUUACACAAUAAUGAAAGCAAACCCAGUUCAACAUGGUGGGUCUUUAUAUCUCUAAAUCCCUUCUCUUGAAAGGCCAAGAUUUUGGGGAGACAAUUCACCACAUUUAGCAAUUUAAAUACCAGGAUGAUGAUAAACAUUAAGUAAUCAUUGUCAUACCAUGACAAUUCCUACUGAGGAUAGCUCUUUGUUCACUUCUAUGGAAGAGCUUUGAUGGAGCAGAUAUUGCCAAUAGUCGUGACUGUUCUUUCUUGACACCUUCAAAAUGCACAUCACUCCCCAUAGUUUCAACUUGUACAGAGAUGAUAGCUUAACAAUCUCAUACAAAAUGAAUGGCUUUUCCAUAGAUGGCUUCUACUAUAACGAUAGUUAAUUUUUAGGUCAGAAUACAUAGAGAACAACACCCUUCCAACACACCAAAGAAGAACUAGCAAGAAGGUAACUUAGUUUAAUCCACCAUUCAACUUAAAUGUUACUAGCAGUGUAAGCAAGAACCUUCUAGCUCAGGUGAAAUUUCCUUCUAAGUUAAAUACAACAAACUUUUCAACAUCCAUAAUGUUAUGCUCAGCUAUUUCUGCUUAGAUAUUAUUUGCCACUACAACUGAAAAUAUACACUUACAUUGUGCCACCACCCUCCAAUCUAAACAGCCAACUUGUAACUCCUGAAAUCCCUCUCUCUGCUUCCCAGAACUCUUUUCUUUAAAAGUGAUGAUGUAUCAAGCUUCUGUAACACUUUUUAGACAGUAUAGAAAGAAAUUACAUAGGAGUCAUUGUGAAACUCUCAAGAGCUGUUAUCUCCAGCAUCUACACUUAUUCAGGGAAAAAUUCACAGCUUUGUCCAAAUUUAUCUGGAAACUCAAUGUCCAAAGACUGGAAUGCCCUCCAGUAACAAGAAGCACCAUUGAUAAAGCCACCUGCAAAACUGUAAGCUUUGCCUGACAGAAAAAUUUACAGGUAUCAAAACAGCCAAUGAUAUCACUUAACUGAAGUUCAGAAGUAUUAUUUAAAUACUUUGGAGGAAAUUUCUUCCGAGCAGUUUUCAUGUGCCUAAAAAUCCAAGACCUUCAUAUAAACAAAUGUCAUGGUCUUGUUGCUCCCUGAUGACUACCGAUCAAAACUAUGUGGUUUCGCUUACACUAUAGCAAUCCAGCCAGCAAUAUUUCUUACCUAUCACAUAUUUGUUCACAUGACCAAUUGCACCUGUACCUUUCAUAUAUAAAAUUUCAAGUACCACUGGAGUGAAUCAACUAAUUUCAUCUAGGUACACUCACACACACAUACAUGGGCACAGAUUUUACACUUCCUAUUACUUUUUUUUCCUCUGUACAUCACUAAAUAGGAAAUAUAAACUAACAUGUGAACUCAACAGAUUAAAAGAAACUUUCCCCGAGGUAAGUAAGUGUGAGAAAUUUUGACAUUGCUGCCUAACGCCCACACACUUUUACUAUUAUUAUAGCCUAAUUAUGAAACCCAUGACAAGCUGUUCAUACAAACUACCAGUGUUUGAAGGUAGCCUUGCUUUACAGUAUUUACUAUCACUUCCACUAUGUCCUAAAUAUUUAAAUCCUUAAAGGCUGAACAGUGCUUUUAAUUCAUUUUUCUAUUCCAAGUAUAAAUAUCUGUAAAAUCAUCAUAUUUCUCACUUUCCCCAAUCUUAUAAAAACUGGCUUUUUGGUAAGGAAUGGCCACAACUCAAUGUUAAUUUUUGAUAGAAAAGAUGUAUGUGUAUGCGUGCACGUUCACACAUGCAAAAGUACAAAUUUUAUAUGAAAGUAUCAAGAAAAUGCUUAUAGAUAUAUAUUUUUAAAUUGUAUGAGCAACAGCUGUCUCAUGUUCAUGUUUUACAUUUCAUUUCUGGCAUCCAUGAAAAUAUACCAAACAUCAUAACCCUUUUGAUACCAACCAGCCUGAGACUACCCCUGGUUCUAUGUUACAUAUUUUCUGUUUUAAACUGAUCUAAAUUAAAACCUUCCAUUAAAAUUUUAUGUUCCAAACACCAUAUGACUGUUAUUUUACUAAAUUCUUCAUUAUUUUCAAAUUGACAGAAUUGAAGGCAGUAAAUUUUCAUAGAAAUAUGGUAAUAAAAGGGUUAAACCUAUACAAGGAAGUUAUACAAAGAACUGUCCUCAUGAAAUUGCAUUGUUAUUUAAACCAGCCAUAUCCAGCCCAAAAGUUUUACCUGUUUUAUGUCAAACUAGCCAGAUUCAGCUUCUGGUAACUACCAUAUAAUGUCAUUUUAAAAAUAAACAAUCACAUCAAAAUCUCAAAGCUACAAGACAAUGCAUGAUUAAUUUAAAACUGUGUGAAUAAAUAAGCAUUAUGUUUCAGAGAAAGCUGAAUGUUAUAAGAUUAAGUAAUAUAUAUUGAUGUUGAAUGCUGUCAGCAUGAUGUAACCAGUUAUAUUAACUUUAUAUUUCUUUCUUAAAUGUUUUUACCAAAUAUGUGUGGCUUUAUCAUUCUUGUUGACUCAAUAUUUAUUACAAUUGAUAUAUACUGAAUUUUUUUCCUUUUACCUUUGUAGCUGUUGUUAUACUAUUUAAUGUACUACCAACCAAUAAGAGUGGUAGUAUUGUUAUAUUUGAAUCCGUCCAGUCUGCUUGCCAGAAGAAAAAUUAUGGAAAAAAAAAUUAUAUUUUGUAAUUUUCAAUACUUUUUAUGGACUUCUAGUCUGUAUCUUCUGAAUAUUAAACUUUUUCUACCUUUCUUUGAAAAUAAGGAAGAAGACAAACAAAAAAAUAAUGGCUGUGAGAAAAAAAUUGUCCACUUGUUGUAUGCACUUGUUACUUCUGCAAAUGAACUUAACAGUAUAUUAACUCUAAUUUUAAAUUCUAUAUUUGUUGUUGUUUAGCCCCAGGCCUGUCUUUAUCCAUGGUGGACCUAUGAUCAAAAGUAUUCCAGUUUUCUUUUUUUUCUUUCCAGGAUUGCAUUAAACAUGUUCUUAAUGCUUUUAAAAUGAAGUGUGAUUGGUUCUUGUUGCAAUCAAGGAGAGAUGAUAUAUAAAAAAAUAAUCUACCAGUAAUUCAUUGGGAUUGAUUCCCUUGACAAUAUCUCUUCUUUUAUAUAAAAACUUUGGCUGUCUAUUGAAAAGGUUGCAAGAUGCAACGAAAAUUUUAGGAAAAUAAAAAUAAAUAAGUGGAAAUUUUACCGGUGAGUGUGUUAAAUUAUAAGGCACAAAAAGAAAAUGACUCUCCCCAGACACAAUAGAACUUUGGCUGUGUUUUAUACAUUAUCGAAAGAAAUCUAUGCUACUUAUGUUAUUAACUGUUUCUAGGACAUUAAGUUUAUAGAAAUGCUUUUCUCAGAUGAAACUUUACACUAUCCCUCUACAUUUUGUGUUCAAUACCACCAGAGUCAAGUAUCUUUUUCACUCAAUCGAUUUGAAUUUUUAAAAAAAUUGUAUUAUACUUUUAAUUUGGUUGAGUUUAAUAAGUAUGAUGAUGAUGUGACUCGCAAAUUGUUGGGUUACAUGGGCACCACUAAAGACCUGAUUUCAUGUAGAAUAUCUAGGGUAAAUAAACUUGAAGCUCUUCCCCAUCAUCCGUCUCUGAGCUAUACCACAAGGAAGUGAGCCAAUGAGGGCUUCCUAAGUGGCGGUGACCAAAUCUUCAAAUAUUUGUAGUGUGUUAAAUAAGGAGAGGACACAGUAAAUAGCAAAGCAGUCCUAGAUAUCACCGAAAAAGACAAGAUGAUCUAAACUGGAAUACCUUUGAUCACAGGUCUUUUGAUCGGGAUGGAGAGGGUUCUAUAAACAACAAUGACUAAGCCACAAUAAGCUGAACUCAACUCUUGGGGUUAUUCAUCAGUUUUAUAGCCACUGUUGCCUUGAAGUAAGAGAGUUGCUGUCAGCCUAUGGUGCCUGUUUACAGUUUGGUGAUAAAUUAAGCCACUUGGGAGGAGUUAAAUGUUUUGACCACUAAUACAAUACAGUAUCAUUUGCAGAAUAUGAAUGGCUCAAUUGGCUGGCUUUUCAGUUACCCUAUCACUCCAGCUAUUUGUACUCCACAUGUGAUUAUACUGACAUCCUAAAAGCAUUGACUCUCUUAUGCUCCCUUUUCCUCCUCUCACCUUGCCUCCCAUGAUUCUCCUCCUCUUUAUUCAUUUAACUCAUCUUCACAUCUUAAAUUCCUCCAUAUUUUCCUGCUGCAUCUGGUUCUUCAGAAAUUUUUUUAUAAUUGAUGCCUCUGUAUUUUUAUCCUAAAAAGGAGCAGAAAAUGACAAAUAGUUGUCUUAGACUUAAAAAGUUUUACAGUGUACAAGUUUCUCUCCUCUAUGUUCUGAGUUCAAAUCCUUCAGUGGUAGGGUGGAGCCUAUAAAAUGAUUGCCUGUAAUAUCUGUCUGGAAAUGUCAAGUCAAAUCUAACUUCUGGUUGUGUUAUAGAUUGUAUAAAAAUAAACAAAGCUUUUACAACAAACGAAUGCCUUUUUCUGGAGUUUUAUAAAAUUGGUCCUUCUCUUGACUACUUGACAACCAAGAUUGACGAAUACAGAUUACCAUGUUUUUUUUUUUCUUUUUUUUUUUGUCACCCUUUAGCUUCUGAGAAUCAAUUUCAAGUGCCUAUACUUAUGUUUAUUAAGACACAGUUCAAGAACUGGCUGUCAGAGCAUAGAACAAAAUGAUUUGUAAUAUUCAUUCUGGCUUUGUGUGCCCUGACUUCAAAUCUCACUUCAUACCUUCAGCAGAAUGAAUAAAAUAAAAAUACCAGUCCAAAGUAGUGGAAAUGUGAGAGCAUUGGGUGAUAUGUUUUGUGGUAUUUGUUCCAGCUCUUUGCAUUCUGAGUUCUUGGAUGACAGGCAAGAUCCACAGUCUUGUUUAGUACAAUGACCUAGUUUUUUAGUGCCUUUAACAGAGUUCCCUCUAUUGCAAAUAUUCAAGUAUUCAGGUCAGGUCUCCAGUUUGAGGAUGACUUCUUUCCUUCCUUUCUACCAAUCUCAGAGGUUCUUAAAAAUCAAUGGUACUGUCCUCCCCUUACUGAUUAAUAAAUAAAAAAAUAAUGGUAUGUAACACCAUGUCUCAUAGUUUCAAGUGAAACCUGAAUUUAUUAAACAGGAGGAAUUAAAUAAACUCAGUUAAUGACUCACUUGUCAAAUCAACAGCUCCGCAGCUGCUACUCAGCAUAACAGGCUGAUCUUCCCCUUGGUUACCUAUUGAGAGCCAGUGGAACUGGCUCUAAAUUUGAGGGUUAAUUGUUUUGGUCAUGGACAUUGUGGAGUGCCAAAGAUCAUUCACACAAUGCUGACAUUUCAGCUAGUUUUUCUACUCAGCACUCUCUGUCAAUAAUACACAAGUCAUUUCAAUAAUCCGAACCUUUGCAACAAAAAGUAAAUUUAAGUGCCAGGUGAAGCUCUUUUCACGACAUUUACCCUACUGAUAUUCUUAAGAAAAGUUAGGAAUUGUUCAGUGUCCUGUAUCUCUCUACCCCACCUUCAAAAAAUACAGAGACUUUGUACCUAGUCAAAAAUCUAUGAAAUAAUGUAUCUCUUUCAGAUUUAUUGAAAAUUAUCGUAAUGGAAGUUUUUUUCUUUUGUAACCAUCCUCUUGCUUAUUUUGAUGUUUUUUAAUAAUUUUGUUUUGUUGCAUAAAUGAUAGCAAAACUAAUUUAAAUAAAACAAUGAUUUUCAAAAUAA